Saccoglossus kowalevskii is the source of this 679-nucleotide messenger RNA. RefSeq lists its product as uncharacterized. The record is from RefSeq and is a predicted model, not a curated record. Gene Ontology annotation, molecular function: RNA binding. Lineage: Eukaryota; Metazoa; Hemichordata; Enteropneusta; Harrimaniidae.
UGACUUCUAAGAAUCAAACACGAUGUCUCUGGAUAAAUGGUACAGAAGAACAAAUAAAUGAUGCUAGGCAGAGAAUUGAAAAGUUAAUAGCUCAAAGCACAGAAUCUGAAAUUCAGGAUCGAGUACAACAUGGACAUAGAUUGGAACAUGAAACACAAUCACGGAACAAGUAUGUAAAAGAACCUGUUGCAGAAAAAAAGAAAAACAUUUGUUUUGUAAAACCAAAACAAAUUCUAAGGAAAACCAAGAUGAAAGUUGAAACCACAAACGAUGGAGCUAAUGUCACGAAGAGUAAAAUUGUAGAUGACAGUCUGUUAAAACCAUUAGUGAUGUAUGCUUCGAGUGAUGAGGAAGAAGAUGUUACCAUAGAUACAAAAUAAAGAUAGCAUUAUGGGAUGUUGGGAAAGAUUUAAUAAACACACUGAAAAAUUUGAGUGACUGUUUGAUUGUAGUUUCGUGGUAAGAAAAAUAUGACACCUGAACAUUCGGAAGGAACUUGAUUAUUAUAUACCGUAUAUAUAUAUAUAAAAUAUGUUUCUCACUUUUUUGUCCAUUUCAGUUUUAUUAUCACUAGAGUGAUUUAUAACCUAUGUUUCUUGGAUGUCUAUAAUAAAUAUUAUUACAAAUCUAACACCACUGGAGUGAGUAUUACACGUAAAUGUAAUACCAUUGAAUACAU